UGUGUGUAUCAGUGUAUAUAUAAACAAAAAUGAGUGUCCACAUAAAUAAUCCAACUAACACAUCAGCAUAAUCCCAACCGAAACAGCUUCUAGAGAGAGACAAAAAAGAACAGAGUAACUAUCUAAAACUCAAAAUGUGUGCACUUGUCCCUCCAUUAUAUCCCAAUUUCGGCUGGCCUUGCGGAGAUCAUAGCUUCUAUGAAACCGACGACGUAUCCAACACGUUUCUUGAUUUUCCGUUGCCGGACUUGACGGUGACUCAUGAGAAUGUGUCGUCUGAGAAUAACAGAACAUUACUAGACAAUCCCGUGGUGAUGAAGAAGCUUAAUCACAACGCGAGUGAACGUGAGCGUCGCAAGAAGAUCAACACAAUGUUCUCAUCUCUUCGUUCUUGUCUUCCUCCCACCAAUCAAACGAAGAAGUUAAGUGUUUCGGCAACAGUUUCACAAGCAUUGAAGUACAUACCAGAGCUGCAAGAGCAAGUUAAAAAGCUCAUGAAGAAGAAAGAAGAGCUCUCGUUUCAAAUUUCGGGUCAAAGAGAUCUCGUUUACACCGACCAAAACAGUAAGUCAGAGGAAGGGGUUACAAGCUAUGCGUCGACAGUUUCUUCGACUAGGCUCAGUGAGACUGAAGUGAUGGUCCAAAUUUCAUCGUUACAGACUGAAAAAUGUUCGUUUGGGAAUGUCUUGAGUGGUGUAGAAGAAGAUGGGUUGGUUCUUGUGGGUGCUUCAUCUUCAAGGUCUCAUGGAGAGCGACUCUUUUACUCUAUGCAUCUUCAGAUAAAAAAUGGCCAGGUGAAUUCCGAAGAAUUAGGUGAUAGAUUGUUGUACUUGUACGAGAAAUGUGGACACUCGUUUACAUGAUUUAAUAAUUAACGAUGCUAUAUAUAUUUUUUCUGUUUUGUCUCUCGUUAAAAUUCGAGGUUCUUUUUAGAAAUAGGUUUUUUUUUUGUAUAUUAAUUUUAAUAUAUUAUAUUAUUUUGGCGAAAUGAAAGUUUCACGGGCAAACGUUUUGGUACCGAUUUGGAAGGAGAACAACGCGAACAUGGGUUGUGUGCAACAGUGUAAAGGUUUAUAUAUCUGUGUAUAUUUUAUGAGGAUUUGUCAUCUCACAUCUGUGGUUACACACCGAUGUCAUAUGUGGACACUAAUUAUCUG
Arabidopsis thaliana (thale cress) is the source of this 1157-nucleotide messenger RNA. It is a transcript of the gene BHLH100, whose product is annotated as basic helix-loop-helix protein 100. Gene Ontology annotation, cellular component: nucleus. NCBI's taxonomy places the organism in Eukaryota, Viridiplantae, Streptophyta, Magnoliopsida, Brassicales, Brassicaceae. Gene Ontology annotation, molecular function: protein dimerization activity; DNA-binding transcription factor activity. Bases 135 to 863 code for a protein of 242 amino acids. Gene Ontology annotation, biological process: multicellular organismal-level iron ion homeostasis; cellular response to iron ion starvation; regulation of transcription by RNA polymerase II. The transcript is spliced from 2 exons. The record is from RefSeq and is marked reviewed.